AUGACAUUCGUUUGGUUCGAAAGCCCUAGAAAGGUGCUGGGAAUGCAGGAUAUGACAACUGAUCAGCAGGAUCUUGCACUCAGAGGAAAGGCUGUACAGUCGUCUUCGUUUGCUACACCACCUAAAUUGGCCAUUGACGGUCAUUCAACCAGCUGCAUACACACUAAAAUUGAGACGAACCCAUGGUGGAGGCUGGACCUGAUGAAUUCAUUCAGCAUUGGAAGAGUUGUGUUCACUAACAGAGUUGACUGCUGUCCAGAACUAAUCGAUGGAGCCCAGAUUCUCAUCGGAGACUCCCUGGAGAACAACGGCAACAACAACUCCAAAUGUGCAGAGAUUUCGGGUCUUUCAGCAGGUCAGUCUGUCUCGUAUUCAUGUGGUGGACUGCAAGGCCGUUACCUGAAUGUGUUCAUUCCUGGAGACUCCAAGAAUCUGACUCUGUGUGAGCUGACGGUCUAUUCCACAGGUGCUUCUGACACUUAA
Molecule: messenger RNA, 483 nt
Organism: Danio aesculapii
Lineage: Eukaryota; Metazoa; Chordata; Actinopteri; Cypriniformes; Danionidae
Product: fucolectin-5-like
Exons: 3
Coding region: 1-483 (160 amino acids)
Source: RefSeq, a predicted model, not a curated record